Rotaria sordida is the source of this 2403-nucleotide messenger RNA. Lineage: Eukaryota; Metazoa; Rotifera; Eurotatoria; Philodinida; Philodinidae. The record is from the annotation of a GenBank genome assembly.
AUGAGUAAACGACCUGCACCAAAAGAUUCAUCAGGAAGAAUAACUAAAUUAUUAAAAAGUAUUGAUAAUAAUGGAAAAGAUGAAAAUUUUGAUGAUGAUGAAACUAAUGAAGAAACAUUUAUUCCAAAAGCAGCAUCUCGACGUUUAGAAGAUUCAAUUGAUGUUGAAGAUGAUGAUUUAUAUCGAUCAUCGGCAAUAGGAAUAACAACUCAAGGUUUAAAAGAUUUUCGUUCUGAAAUGGAAUUAAAAAUUGAUCAUGAAAAUCGUCCAUUAUGGGUUACACCAGAUGGUCAUAUUUUUCUUGAAUCAUUUUCAGCGGUUUAUAAACAUGCUCAUGAUUUUUUAAUUGCUAUUGCUGAGCCUGUUUGUCGACCAGAAUAUAUUCAUGAAUAUAAAUUAUCAGCUUAUUCACUUUAUGCUGCAGUAUCUGUUGGUUUACAAACAAAAGAUAUUAUUGAAUAUUUACAACGACUUAGUAAAACAACAAUACCAAAUAGUAUCAUUGAAUUUAUUCAAUUAUGUACAUUAAGUUAUGCAAAAGUAAAAUUAGUAUUAAAACAUAAUCGAUAUUUUGUUGAAAGUGCUUAUCCUGAUGUUUUAAAAAAUCUUCUUCAAGAUUCACAAAUUCAAGAAUGUCGAUUAGUAGCAACAGAGAAUAAUUUGGAUACAAAUACAAUAACAGAAAAACCUCGACUUAUUAUUCCUGGAACAACUGCAGCAAGUACAAAUACAACAACAGAUACUUCAACAGCAACGAAUGAACAAGUACCUGAUGAUAUUCGACGUUUAUAUGAAAAAAUCGAUCGAGAUGAAGAAGAUCUUGAAGAUUUAAAAAUUGUUUCAUUUGAAAUUAUUCAAAAUAAAAUUGAACUUUUACGAAAACGAUGUCAAGAAUUAGAACAUCCAUUACUUGAAGAAUAUGAUUUUCGUCAUGAUACAAAUUUAAAAAAUUUAAAUAUUGAACUUCGACCUAAUGCUAUCUUACGUCCUUAUCAAGAAAAAAGUUUAAGAAAAAUGUUUGGCAAUGGACGUGCACGAUCUGGUUUAAUUGUUCUUCCAUGCGGUGCUGGAAAAUCUUUAGUUGGUGUUACAGCAGCUUGUACAAUAAAUAAAAGUUGUUUAGUAUUAUGUAAUUCAAAUGUUUCUGUUCAUCAAUGGAAACAACAAUUUAAAAUGUGGUCAACAGCUGAUGAUUCUAAAGUACGAUUAUUUACGUCAGAUGAUAAAGAAAAACCAAAUGAUUCAUGUGUAUGUAUCAGUACUUAUCCAAUGAUUGCACGUACUGAACGAUGUAAUGCUGAAACAACUGAAGUAAUGAAAUUACUUAAAGAUCGUGAAUGGGGUUUAAUGAUUCUUGAUGAAGUUCAUACAAUACCAGCUGAAAGAUUUCGUAAAGUUUUAACUAUUGUACGUGCACAUACAAAAUUAGGUCUUACAGCAACAUUAGUUCGUGAAGAUGAUAAAAUAACAGAUUUAAAUUUUUUAAUUGGUCCAAAAUUAUAUGAAGCUAAUUGGAUGGAAUUACAAAAUUUAGGUCAUAUUGCUAAAGUUCAAUGUGCUGAAGUUUGGUGUCAAAUGACACCAGAUUUCUUUCAAGAAUAUGUAUCAGUAACAAAUGAUAAACAUCGACGUUUACUUUUAUGUGUUAUGAAUCCAAAUAAAUUUCGUUCAUGUCAAUUUUUAAUACGUUAUCAUGAAAGACGUAAUGAUAAAAUUAUUGUCUUUUCUGAUAGUAUGUUUGCAUUAGAAAGAUAUGCAAAAAAAUUAGACAAACCGUAUAUUUGUGGUAAAACAUCUCAAAGUGAACGUAUACAAAUUUUACAAAAUUUUCAACAUAAUCCAAGAAUAAAUACAAUAUUUGUUUCUAAAGUAGCUGAUACAUCAUUUGAUUUACCUGAUGCUAAUGUAUUAAUACAAGUUUCAAGUCAUGGUGGUUCAAGAAGACAAGAAGCUCAACGACUUGGUCGAAUUUUACGAGCUAAAAAAGGAACUAUUGUUGAAGAAUAUAAUGCAUUUUUUUAUUCACUUGUAUCUCAAGAUACAGUUGAAAUGUAUUAUUCAGCUAAACGACAAAGUUUUCUUAUUAAUCAAGGUUAUUCAUAUAAAGUUAUUACACGAUUAGUUAGUGAAGAAGAUAAUCUAUUUUAUUCAACAAAAGAAGAACAACGUCAAUUACUUGAACGUGUUCUUCUAGCAACAGAUCGUGGUGAAGAUAAAGAAGAAGAGUCUCUUGGACAAGUUGCUUCAUCAACAACAUCUGUUGAUCGACGUGUUGGUACAAUGAAUUCAUUAUCAGGUGCUGAUGCAACAACAUAUAUGGAAGUUAAAAAGAAACCAAUAACAAAUGGUACAGCUCGAUCAAAUAAACCAAAACAUGAACUAUUUAGAAAAUAUCGUAAAUAA